CUUACCAAAAUUCCUUAAAACUUAAGAUCCUCGGUUUUGGACUUCUGGGUUCUAUUUUACUCUCUCUCUCUCUCUCUCUCUCCUCCCAAGUACAAAUAUUCGAAAUCCGGCAAAAUCAAUUUUAUUUUCUAUCUCUUCAAACUCGAAUUCCGGCUAAUCGUAUCUCCUCCCGGAAUCUCCUAAACACCAAAAUCCAGUUGUAGUUGUAGUGUUGUAUCUGUAUCUCUAGCCGGCCGCGCUUCUGUCAUCCACCUCACCUUCUCUGCUGCCGCUGUAUCUGUAUCUCGGACCAAGAAACCCUGAAAAUGUUUCCCUCUCGUGCUCAUCAAUUACCAAAUAGUUAUGCACCUCUUCUGGGUACAUAUCGUGGUGGAGAUCCCUAUUAUAGCCCCGCUAGGCCCGGCCCUACUUCAAGUCCAAUGGGGUUCAGGAUCCCAUAUCCUUUGCACCAAGGCCCUCCUUCAAGUCCAAUGGGGAUUACGAGCCCAUAUCCUGUGCACCAAGGUGGUCCAAACCUCAGUACUCCACCUGGCAGGGGUCAAUGGUUUAACAAUAAUCCUAUUCCUGCUCCUCUUGUGUAUCAAGGUAGCCCUAACUUUAGAUGUCCUCCACAAGGAAUGAGUCACUGGUCCUAUAAUAGUCCCAGCUCGGGCCUAGGACGUGGCGGUGGUCCUACUAUUGUAGGAAAGGGGAGGAACCCUAGUUCAGGAUGCUCUGGUGGAAGAGGAAGGAGAGGAAGGAGAGGAAGCUAUGAUUAUGGUCAAGCACGAUCUUUCUACAACAAGUCCAUGGUAGAGAACCCUUGGGAAUCCUUGACCCCUGUUAUUUGGCAUGGUGAGAAGGAGAAUGAUGUGAAGAGUUUUGCAAAGAACCGAUAUUUUCAGAAAACUCCUGCCUUUCAAAAAACUCCUAGUGCAAAACGAGCCCGGGUUUCAAAUCCUUAUGACCCGUCUAACUCAAAGAAAAAUGGCAGCCUUGCUGAGUACUUGGCUGAAUCUUUUGAUGAAGCUGUUGAAGAUGCAGCCACUAUACUAAUCUGUCAAAAGCUGGGUUUUGAUUUCUGCCUUCCCUGAAUUGAUGAUUGGAAUUGCUGAAGUCUUCGUGCUAGCAGGGGGCUUUGAGUUCCGUCAGAAGAGGACGGUUUCCUUCCCCCAACCGUAGUUCGUCUCCAAGGGACUGGUUCAGUGUUGCUGCUGCAGCGUGAAUGUCUUGUUCAACAACCAAGCUUCCAAGAGAAGGGAUUACUAGCUUUUCCUUUGCUUAUUAUGAGUUGUAAGGGCUCUACGAGUUCGUUUCAGUCGUUUGUAGUAUGUGUGGGUUAUAAACGGCCCUAACAUUUUAUGUUGUUUUACUUUGUCAGCGUUGUACUCUAAAUUACACGAGUCAUCUAUUAUGCACUUAUCACUUAUUUUGGUUAUGACAUGAUUAAAUUACACAGUAAAGUGAUAAAGGUAGCAACUUGCGAUAAAUAGUAGUGUCGCACGUAUGAAGUAUCAUGUUGACAUGUCACGUAUUUAAAUGGAAAAGUAGUGAUUUUUAACAUA
Messenger RNA from Spinacia oleracea (spinach), 1544 nucleotides. RefSeq names its product protein SICKLE. The coding region runs from base 306 to 1073 and encodes 255 amino acids. NCBI's taxonomy places the organism in Eukaryota, Viridiplantae, Streptophyta, Magnoliopsida, Caryophyllales, Amaranthaceae. The record is from RefSeq and is a predicted model, not a curated record. Gene Ontology annotation, biological process: mRNA splicing, via spliceosome; miRNA processing. The transcript has 6 exons.